Messenger RNA from Passer domesticus (house sparrow), 1536 nucleotides. RefSeq names its product glutamine-rich protein 2-like. The transcript is spliced from 9 exons. Lineage: Eukaryota; Metazoa; Chordata; Aves; Passeriformes; Passeridae. Bases 51 to 1073 code for a protein of 340 amino acids. The record is from RefSeq and is a predicted model, not a curated record.
GUUUUGCCUCCACUCCUCAUAUCUGAUACCACUUUCUCCUACAGUCCGGCAUGGCAGAAAACAUGAAGAAGAUCCAGGAGGCACGGGAUGAGGUCACAUCCCUCUCUGAGAAUAUCACUGAGGAGAUUGACAGGAUAAAGGAAGCACAGAACCACACAGCACAGAAGAUUAAGGAGUUGGCUGCCUCAAUUAAGAAGCUGGAGGAAGACCUUAAAAAGCUGAGGCAGGAUGCAGCGAAGUGGAAAGAAGAGAGCAGCAAUGAGAUCUCUCAGCAACUCGAGGCUUUGCUGGAGGAGACAAAGCGUGAGCUGCAGAAGAUGGGAGAGCAGCAGGAGAUGAGGAAGGCCAUGCUGGAGCAGCUGGUGACUGAGACAACCAGCAAGCUGGCUGAGAUAGGGGAGAUAGUGAAGAGUGUGCAGGAGGAGAAGGAGAAGGCAAAGGCAGAGUGCUCCAACUGCACCUUUGACAUCAAUGAGCAUUUGGGGGAGCUCCUCCGGCGCUGUGAGAACCUCCAGGAGCAGGUGGAAUCCCUGGAGUCCCGGCAGAUGGCUGUGGGCAAGCUUGAAAAGAUGAUGAGGAAUUGGGGCCAGAACACACAGCAGAUGCAGCCCGAGGAUGCAACAGCUGUACAGAUGCAAAGGGACUAUGAGAAGCUCAGCUUCAUAUCUGGGACCCUCCAGAAGGACUCUGAACAAAAGCAGAAAGAAAUCAAAAUGCUGUUCCAGUCUCUGGAGAAGCUGCAGAAGGAGAAGGCAGAUCAGCAGGACAUGCUGGCAGCAAUGGACAUGAAGGCGGACAAAGCUGCCUUGGGCAGCAAAGUCAAUUGCAGCCAGUUUGAUGUCACUAUGGAGCGUCUGGAUGAGAGGAUGGAGGAGUUGCAGAGCCAGAUUUCAGGCCAGGAGCAGCACUGGAACAAUACGCAGCAGCAGCUCAGUGAUGCAAUGGAAGAGAAGCUGGAUCGCCUGGAGCUGAAGACUUUCCGUAACCAGAUGGAGGAGACCUGGAAGAGAAGUAUUGAGGAGCUCAGGAAUGAGAUGAAGCAGGGUGACAGUGGUGCUGGGAUUAAGAAGUGAGUGUGAUGGAGACACUGAUGGCUUUUUGGGGAGAGUGAUGGUCCCAUUCCCUCCAGCUCUCCCACACACUGCCCCUCUGGUCCCCUGCCACGGCACCAAUUCCACUGCUAAAUGAACCUCAGGGAAGCUGAUGAAGCAGCUGCACCUUCUCCUUCCACCAGCAGCGGGUUGCACACAGGCAAGGAAGAACAAGGAGAGGGCACCUGCAGGACAGAGCCCUCCCAAAGCAAAAUGGGGCUGUGGGUGCAAAGGCUCCCAGAAGCCAGGCUGGGAGAGGGCAACUGCUCCUCCCAGGCAGGGCUGUGACACGCCGUGUCCCAGAGCUGGAUCAUGCCCUGCCCUCCUGCCAUGCACACAGGGGACUUUGGUGCCCGAGAGGGGCUGCAAGCGCUGCAGGGGCUGCUUGGGAUGGUGACAUGGGUGCCUGUGGCCUUCCCCUGGCCUCAGCCAGCACCUUGGGGAU